Macadamia integrifolia is the source of this 1879-nucleotide messenger RNA. Its product is annotated as transcription initiation factor TFIID subunit 5-like. The record is from RefSeq and is a predicted model, not a curated record. The transcript is spliced from 9 exons. The coding region runs from base 121 to 1602 and encodes 493 amino acids. Gene Ontology annotation, molecular function: protein binding. NCBI's taxonomy places the organism in Eukaryota, Viridiplantae, Streptophyta, Magnoliopsida, Proteales, Proteaceae.
AUUUUGGGCUGUUAUUGGUUUCCAUCCAAUUUUUUUUUUAGUUCAGUUUGAUGUCUAAUCGGUAUUCGUGCGAUCCGAUUUGAUGUCAGUUUCACGAAACUUGAGUCUUAAUUCCCAAACAUGAUCCAAUUUCUCUUGGGUGUUUUAAUUAUUCGCAUUGCGAAGAUGAAAGCGUCAUGUUCGAUUGAGCAGAGUUCGAGAAACAUUACGGAUCUUGACCUCGACGCUUUGAUUCACUCCGCCAGCUAUUUGAAUCUGCAAGAUCUUUCUAACAUGGCCAUGACCUGUAAAUUCUUCAAAAGAGCUGCCUAUGCCGAUUCAAUCUGGCAUAAUUGGUUCAGGGAGCAUUGGCCACAACAAAUAUCUUCAAGCUCUGCACUAUCUUCAGGAGUUAGGGAAGCAUAUUUGUCUAAGCGUACUGCGGUUCAACAAUUUAAAUUUGUUGACCCCUGGAUUCUUCAUUACUCUUCACCAGAAAAACCAUACAGCCAUAUACUUUUGGAUAAAGGAGAUAUUUUUUUGGCACAGGGUUCGAAGGUGCGAAAAGUUAAUACCUCUCGAAGUGUUUCCGCGGUUACCCUUUCGGAUCAUAAUGCAAGAAUUACCUGUAUGAGAUUAUUUUCCCUCAAUGAAACAUCUCUUUUUCGAAGUGAGGCACAGAAUAAAGAUAAAUUUUUGGUAACCUCAAGCUGUGAUCACUCCAUUCGUCUAUGGUGGAAGGACUGUUGUCAACGCUGUCUAAGAGGUCAUAACAGCCCAGUUACCACACUUUCAGAUAAAUUGCUAGGUGACCGUAGUGGAAAAGUACUUGCAAGUGGAGGUGAAGAUGGUACUGUUCGUCUUUGGUCCCUCACCUCAAGUGGCAAACGUGGCCAACGUGCUUUAAGAACUACUUUUCAUGGGCAUGAGAAACCUGUCUCACUGUUAUCAGUUGCUGGGCACAAAACCUCUCUCCUAGUGAGCAUUUCAAAAGAUGCAAAGGUAAGGAUUUGGGAUACGACUUUGUCAUCUGCUGGUCACUUGUCUUCCUGUGUGGGAAUGACUAGCGUGCUUGGAGCACCUGUGGGUAUAAAAUCUCAUGAAUCAUUAUGCUAUAUUGCUGCUGGUAAUGCAGUUACAGCAAUUGACCUGAGAACAAUGCGAAAAGUUUUCACAGCAGCAAUUCAUCAGCCAAAACUGUACUCGUUUGAGAUGCUGCCCUCUAAAUCCUUCAUCUGCACUGGUGGAAAUGACAAAGUGAUGCUGUGGGAUAUUAGGAAAAACCAAGAGAAACCAGAACCUAUGGCAGAGUUGGAUGGACACGUGGGUCCUGUAUCACUUUUACAAAUUGAUCCAUAUAAAAUAGUCAGUGGAGGGCCAGAAGAUUUCUACGUCAAGGUUUGGGAGACUGAUACAGGUGUGCAAACAAAUUCUUUGGAAUGUUGUAUUCCUGAUGAAUCAGACACCGGAAUUGGGUGCUCUGCCAUGGCUGUUAAUGGGUCUCGAAUGGUUACUGCCAGCUGUGGUGUAGAACCGGGAUUAGCAUACUUCAGGGACUUCACCCGUGCUACUCAUCCAAUUGCUUCAAAUGAGGACAGCAUCUCUUCCAAGUUUUGGGAGUGAGAAGGGCACUCUUGUCACUUGAAUGACUCAGUGCAUGUUCAACUUGCAAAGCUCAAGUCUUCUGAUAUAUUAAUUGAUCAUAAACAUCAGUUUUAGAUAUUUUAGACGAAUGUUUAUCUAGUUACUGAUAUGGUAGUGAAAAGUAAGGGUUUUUUCUUUUUCUUUUUCUUUUUCUCAUAUGGGAUGAGAAUAUCCAUAGAUAAUUUUGUAUAUUGUGACUGUUGAGGAUAAUUAUGUAAAUGGAUAUAUGAGGUUGAAUGAGAGCAUCUUUAUAUUC